CAGAAAGAGGGCUUGGUUCAGUAAAGCUUCAUCCACAUAAUAUCCCAGGCUGCCAUUGGAGAGCCCGUUGGCGAGAGCGAGCAGGACGCAGACGCAGGAGAUAUCGCAGGAAGGCGCCCGACGAACGCAGUGUCCAUCACUUCAGCUGAUCUAACCAGACAGCCUAUGUUGGAGGCAGUUAUUUAACAUUUAACUUCGUUAAAAAAAAUAUUAAAGAAGGCGAGAAAAUGGGACAUACCGCAAUGCCUAUAUUAAUGGCUGUAUUGUCCUACUGCGUGCUGGAAAACGUCGAGGCUCUGGCCAUGACCGAGGUGAACGGGCCAGACCCACAAGGCGCUGAGCCACAGAUUGCCAUGUUUUGCGGCCGUCAGCUCCUGCACAUGAAUCUACAGACUGGCCAGUGGGAGCCGGAUCCUCAGGGCCGCCAGGGCUGCUUCAAAGAGCCUGGCGAAAUCCUGUCCUAUUGUCAGGAGAUGUACCCAGCACUUCCGAUUUCCCAUAUAGAGGAGUCAAAAAGACCUGUCACCAUCCCCGCCUGGUGUAAGAAAGGUUGGGGCCACUGCCAGCCACACCCCUUCAUAGUGCUUCCCUACCGCUGUCUAGAGGGCGAGUAUGUGAGCGAGGCCCUGCUGGUGCCUGACCGCUGCCGUUUCCUCCACCAGGAGCAGAUGGAUGCCUGCAAGAGUUACGUGUACUGGCAAAACAUUGCUAAGGAGGAAUGCACUGCAGACAAUCUGGAGCUCCACAGCUAUGGUAUGCUGUUGCCAUGUGGAGAUCAUUUCCGAGGAGUGGAGUAUGUGUGCUGCCCAGGCCGAGGGAGUUCCAACGGUAAAGGAGAGAUGGAGGAAAGAGACGUCCCCGCUGCACCUCAGACAUUCACGUCCCAGACCAGUGGAAAACUAAAUUCUGUAACCAAAGUGACAGCCCCCACUCCUAGCCCCUCUCCUGACACUGAUGCGGACGAAGCCGAUAUGGAAGUGGAGGACGAUGAUGUGGUUGAGGAGGAAGAGGAGGAGGAAGAUGUGGAGGAGGAGGAGGAGGAGGAGGAGGAGGAGGAAGAAGAUGUUGAUGAGGAAGAGGCAGAAGAAGAGGAAGAGGAGGCAGUAGCUGUGAAAGGUCCAGAAGAGUAUGAUGAAUACCCCAUCGACUCAGGUCCCUACCAAACAUCUGACUAUAUGGACACUUUCUUUUACGAGAAAAGCCAGAAACCCACCACUUCUACACCUCUGAUGAAGGGAGAGAGCUUGACAAAACCCAGGCCUACAGAUGGCGUUGAUGUUUAUUUUGAGAAGCCAGUGGAUGACACUGAGCAUGCCAACUUCCUGCGUGCCAAAACAGACCUGGAGGAACGCAGAAUGAAGCGCAUCAAUGAGAUCAUGAAGGAAUGGGCAGAGGCAGACAACCAGUCAAAGAGUCUUCCUAAAUUAGAGCGACAGGCCCUGAAUGAACACUUUCAGUCUGUGCUGCAGACGCUGGAGGAACAGGUCGCUGGGGAGAGGCAGAGACUGGUGGAGACUCAUCUUGCCAGAGUGGAGGCCAUACUCAACAAUAACCGCCGCCUGGCCCUGGAGAACUACCUUACUGCCGUACAGUCUGACCCCCCUCAGCCAGAGCGUGUGCUGCAGGCUCUGAAGCGAUACAUGGCAGCAGAGCAGAAGGACCGCAGACAUACACUCAGGCAUUACCAGCAUAUUGUGGCUGUCGACCCCCAGAAGGCUGAGCAGAUGAAAUUCCAGGUGUACACACAUCUCCAUGUAAUUGAGGAGAGGAUGAACCAGAGUCUUGCAUUGUUGUACAAGGAUCCUACCUUGGUUGACGAGCUACAUGAUGAUAUACAGGAACUGGUUAAGGCCGAAAGAGGAGACAUCAGUGAGCUCAUGACUACCUCCUUCUCCGAGACCCGCACCACUGAGGAGCUUCUGCCGGCUGAGAGCGAAGAGGAAAAGGAUGAUGAGGAGGAAGAGGAGCGAGCCUUCCAGAACAGGCCUUAUCCUCCCCACAUUGAACCGAAGUCUAACAAGAAAGUGUCUGCAGUAGAAGAAUAUGAUUAUACCACAUCUGAGAGAGGCCCCACAUACGAAUAUGAGGAAAAGAUCAACACCUCUGUGGAGCUCAAGCAGGUAGUCAACAAGCCUCCUGAGAUCGAGCGAGAUGAACUGCAACCCGAUGCUUUGGAGACGUUUAAUCGUGGCGCAAUGGUGGGGUUGCUCGUGGUGGCCGUGGCGAUCGCCAUGGUGAUGGUAAUCAGCCUGCUGCUGGUGCGCAGGAAGCCAUACGGAACAAUCAGUCAUGGCAUCGUAGAGCAGGUUGACCCCAUGCUGACACCAGAAGAACGACAGCUCAACAAAAUGCAAAACCAUGGCUAUGAAAACCCUACCUACAAAUUCUUUGAACAGAUGAACUGAGGUACUGGGGUUAUUAACAAGUCAUGCCUGACCACUUGUUUUGUCCCACCCCUCCCCCCACUCUUCCUUACAGUGGUGUCCCAGCUACACACACUCCCUUUGACGGAUUUUUGAUGCAUUGCUAACAAAGUAUCUGAACAAGUGCAGGAUACGUCCCAAACCCUUUGUAAAUGACCAACAACAAGCUAUCAUCAAUACUAGAAUGUGAAUAAUGAGAUAUGAUAGAAACUCACAUCACCUAUUGUAAUCUAACACCCCUCCUCGUUAGAGUUUGAGGAAUUCCAUUAGCAGUUACACAGCAUUUCAUAAUCCUCAAAUACACUCAUCUCAUAGACAGGAAAACCAUCCCAGUGGCAUGACUUGACCUACUGCUCCUCACUAGAAACUGAAGUUGAAUGGUGCAUAAUGCUUUAUAGUAGGCCUAUUUAUUUUUAAGUAGUAGUCUCUUAUGUUAAAAAUGUACCACAGUUAGAUAUAAUGUAUCUGUGUGUGAGUGACAGCCUAGUUAAAUUAUGCUUUAAGUCUAGAUUUGAAACUCACUCAGUGAUAUUGGGGCAUUUACUAAGCUAAUUGUCAAACUAUCCAUGAGCUACUUUAACAUUGGACAAUUCCUGUCAUGAACAAACGAAAUGAACGUUACAUGAGGACUUGGAGGUUUUUACUUUGAAUGUGCGAGACAUUAAGGCUGUAAUUUCAAAACAUAAAAGGCCAAAAAGACCACACUAGUCGAUACAGAACUAUGUGUUGGUGGUACAAAAAAAAGUUGUUUUUUUUUUUUUGCUUUUUCCAACUCUGAGGAUCUACCCUUAAACGUAUUCUAAAUGAUUUGGCAAAAUAUACCAAAUAUUCCAUUUAGAUAAUUUAGUCAGUGAAUUAUUUUAUUUAUUUGUACUGCUGCCUAAAGAACUGUAAAACAGAAUAAUCAGAAGUCCGUUAUUUUAAUGAAAGCAUGACAACUUGGUGUAUGAUACUGCUGUAUUUAUUUGUGUUGUUCUUGUCAUUGCUUUUGAGAAGUCGGAAAUGUCACCGUACAAAAUUGACACUGUAAAUAACGUAAGAAAUACAUACUACUAGAUGUAGACAUUUCUAUGAUUAAUUUGCAUCGAUGUAAUGGAAUAUUACAUAAAAAAAGUAAAUUGUGCUGUUACGAGAAGGAGAAUCAUAUUUCCUAACAUGGCUGAUUGAAAACGGACUGUUGUAAAAACCAGCACAAGACAACGACAAAGUAACUUCUUUCUGAAUGUAUUUAAGGUAGACGUUGAGUUUCCAUCAUAUUUUCAGUAAUGCAUCAUUCCCCUAGUAGACCUUUUUAGGAGUAGUGAAGUUUAACACAUCCAACAGAAAGACUACAUGCCUGAUGCCCUUCAACACUUUCUGUAGCUGCCUGAUAAUUUUCACCUUUAGCGGGUGAGUCACAGAGCAGAGGAACUAAAGCUUGCGUGCUAUACAUGUACAGAGCAGCGGAGUGUAAAGAGGCCACAGCUAUAGUAAUGUGAAGUGUCACAGUGUGUGAUAAAUCCCCAAAAACAACACAUUUAGGCAUGGUAGAAGAAAAACAUGCUGUAUGUCUUUAAAUCCAGUUUGACUGAUUUGGAUUCAACAACAUUGAAUGUUAGUACUUUAUAGAUGCUAUAUUUAAGUUACUCUCUUCUUAAAUCGCUUUUCACUGAAUGACUCAUUGUAGUUUGUCAUAUUUAUGAUCAACAUAGUACCCUGUAUAGGUAAGUAAGAAAAGGGACUGCCCCUUUUAUCUGGCUGAUUGUUAACUGCUUAGUGAGUCAGGUUGAAUUUCCUUUAGCCACUUCAUUCAGACCAACUUGUUCAAGGAACAUUGUGGGAUGUUGCUUUUUUUCCCCUUCAGUCUUUAACUGUCCUAUAGAAGAGAUCAUUAAUACUAAAAUCAGUUUAUACACUUUCUGAUCAACACUUUUCUUUCAAAACCUGCAAAUCUUGUCCAUUCAGGGGAAAAGUAGUUUACUUAUAGGUUGUUUUUUUGUGUAAAGUUUGCUUUUGAAAUAAGCAAGAUGAGUUUGACUAUCAGAGUAAUGGUUUGUUUAGCAUUAAUCUCUUUGGUCAGGUUAAUUGCAAGUUGUGGUUGAGAUAUGACAGGUGAAGACAAGUCAUAGCCCUUGUAUAAUUUGUACAGCUACGUUAGUGAAUGAAAACGUUGUAUGUUCACAGUUUAAGUCAUUUGAUCUUGUAAUGAUACUACUGAAACAAUAGAUGAGAAUAAGCUUGCCUGUGUUUCCCAAACCACUGAAGGUUUCCUACCAGCAUUUAGCAGACUUAGAAUGGUGUAUACUGUAGUUACUCAAAACACAUUUGUAUGUACAUCCUCUGUCAAACUCUAGACUUCUUUGUUUGUCUGUCCCCUUACUUCCCAACGAAAUAUAAACAAUGUUAUUGAGAUUUUAAUUGCUGCAUUAUUGCCUUUUACAAUGCUGUGUUUUGGAUGUAAUUAUUCUGUAUUUUUUAUUUCUAUGUAAUAAUCAGUUGGAUCAUGGGUCAUGCUUUUCACCUGUAAUGCAAAUUUAAAAGCUUGUUUAAGAAAACAUUGACAAGUUUAUAAUGUUCAGAAAUGUGAAAUAUAUAUAGACAUAUGACCUCUGCCUAAUUGACAAGGAGAGGCACUAAGCACAAGUAGAACCAAAUUACUUAAUUUGUGUAAAGGUUGCUAAAUGUUAGACAUUGAUCCUGUAUCUCUGAUUUCAAUUAUAACGCAUUGAUUCUUGGGAUGUUGAUAGCACCAUUGAGAGAGCUGUUCUUCAUUUUCAUUCAGAUCUUUAACCAAAGACAUGCUCCACAAAUCAGCAGACAGAUAUUCCUAUUUGGCAAAAUGUUCUCUGUUGUGUAACUGUAUUUGCAAGCAAUCUGAGAAACUAAUAACUGGUCAAGAAAAAUGAAUAGUGUAAUAAAAAUGAAUGACCCAUAAA
This is a messenger RNA of Eleginops maclovinus (Patagonian blennie), 5338 nucleotides long. It is a transcript of the gene aplp1, whose product is annotated as amyloid beta (A4) precursor-like protein 1. The record is from RefSeq and is a predicted model, not a curated record. Gene Ontology annotation, molecular function: alpha-2B adrenergic receptor binding; heparin binding; transition metal ion binding. NCBI's taxonomy places the organism in Eukaryota, Metazoa, Chordata, Actinopteri, Perciformes, Eleginopidae. The transcript has 17 exons. Gene Ontology annotation, biological process: axonogenesis; central nervous system development. Bases 228 to 2405 code for a protein of 725 amino acids. Gene Ontology annotation, cellular component: plasma membrane; Golgi apparatus.